GUCAUUCAGACUUUUACAGCAUGUCACUGGUCAGGCUUAUAUAAGCAUUGGUCUCCUGGGCUGUGAGACAUCAAGGCCAAAGACUUGCUUUUUUCAGUGUGUUGUGUUUGAUAACUUCCACCAUGAGACAUGUGAUGUUGCUGUGCUUUAUUAUGUUGCUGUCUUGCAAUUCUGCCUUUCCGAUACGCCGAAAACACCCAGCCAAGGAUCCAAAAUUCAUACAGCAUUACCUCAACAGGUUUUUCCCAAAUCUGGAUAAAAAAAUCAAGGAAACUCUUGAAGAACAAAUUAAAAAGAUGCAGAAAUUCUUUCAUUUAACCAUAACGGGAACAAUUGAUGAAGAAACGGCAGAGAUAAUGGAACAGCCUAGAUGCGGUGUUCCUGACGUCUUAGAAUACAGUACGUUUCCAGAAAGACCGAAAUGGAAUAGGAAUUCCUUGACUUACAGGAUUAAAAACUACACUGAUGAUUUGUCUAAGCGUACGGUGGAAACGACCAUGGCAAAGGCAUUAAAGGUGUGGAGUGAUGUGACCCCCCUCAAGUUCACAAAAACAACAGGACCUGCUGAUAUAGAAAUUUGGUUUGCAUCUGGGGCCCAUGGUGACUUCUAUCCAUUUGAUGGGAGAGGCGGAACCCUGGCUCAUGCUUUUGCACCUGGAUCAGGCCUGGGUGGAGAUGCCCACUUCGAUGAAGAUGAGGUCUGGUCAGAAACUAACAGAGAAGUUAACCUUUUCUUGGUCGCUGCUCAUGAAUUUGGGCAUUCUUUGGGUUUGGCUCAUUCAAAUGUCCGUGGUGCUUUGAUGCACCCUACCUAUAGCUACAGGAACCCAAAUACUUUCCAACUUCCAGAAGAUGACAGGCGUGGAAUACAGAGCCUCUACGGCAGGAAGAACUGAAUUGCUUCCAUGUGCAUUUUAGAAGAAGCAAAGCACUCCUCUUUUGUGUACAUAUAUAUAUUCUUUUUAAAAGUAUUGUAUUUUUAAUGAAGCAAAAUGGCAAUUUUCCCUUAAAUUUGAAAGGGAGAAUGGAAUAAUUAAAUUGAAAAAAGAAUGACCAGAUUAAAACUUUAGGAAGUGGCUGGUUCAAGGGCUAAAAAAAUCUUUAACAUAUAGGGUCAGAUUAUAUCUGUGUGUGUGUGUGUUUAUGUGUAUGAGAGAGGAUAUAGGCUCUCAAUGAGUUCACAUAGGUAUGCUUUGUGUCUGUCCUCCAUCUUGGUUCCCCAGAGGUUUUUGGACUACAACUCCCAGAAAUCCUGGGCAGCAUAGCUAGUGGUAAAGGUUUCUGGGAUUUUUAUUCCAAGAAUAUCUGGGGGCCCAAACUUGAGAACCACUCAUA
Pogona vitticeps (central bearded dragon) is the source of this 1335-nucleotide messenger RNA. RefSeq names its product macrophage metalloelastase. Gene Ontology annotation, molecular function: zinc ion binding; metalloendopeptidase activity. Gene Ontology annotation, cellular component: extracellular matrix. Gene Ontology annotation, biological process: proteolysis; extracellular matrix organization; collagen catabolic process. The record is from RefSeq and is a predicted model, not a curated record. Lineage: Eukaryota; Metazoa; Chordata; Lepidosauria; Squamata; Agamidae.